Messenger RNA from Pseudomassariella vexata, 3051 nucleotides. Its product is annotated as glycoside hydrolase family 47 protein. The coding region runs from base 1 to 3051 and encodes 1016 amino acids. Gene Ontology annotation, biological process: mannose trimming involved in glycoprotein ERAD pathway; endoplasmic reticulum mannose trimming; carbohydrate metabolic process. The record is from RefSeq and is a predicted model, not a curated record. Gene Ontology annotation, molecular function: calcium ion binding; mannosyl-oligosaccharide 1,2-alpha-mannosidase activity. Lineage: Eukaryota; Fungi; Ascomycota; Sordariomycetes; Amphisphaeriales; Pseudomassariaceae. Gene Ontology annotation, cellular component: membrane; endoplasmic reticulum. The transcript is spliced from 2 exons.
AUGCACCCAGAUCGCAUUGCCGAGCUGAGGCACGAGACUGUUGACAUGUUCUACCAUGGUUUCGAUCACUACAUGCACAUCGCGUUUCCCGAGGAUGAGUUGCGCCCAGUCUCCUGCACUCCCUUGACUCGGGACCCGCUCAAUCCCAGAAAUGUCGAACUCAACGACGUCCUCGGAAACUAUUCCUUGACCCUCAUAGACAGCUUGUCGACGCUUGCAAUACUAGCUUCUGCGCCGCCCGACGGUAACAAUACGGGACCGAAAGCCCUGGCCGACUUUCAGGAUGGUAUAGCCGCGCUGGUCGGGCUGUACGGAGAUGGGCGGCCCGGUCCGUCAGGGCAGGGUACGCGUGCCCGAGGAUUUGACGUGGACAGCAAGGUGCAGGUCUUUGAGACCGUCAUCCGUGGUGUCGGUGGCCUGCUAAGUGCACAUCUUUUUGCUGUUGGCGAGCUGCCCAUAAGCGGCUACCAUGUGCCGAAACCCAACGAGGACGUCGGGCAGCAACCCAUUAUCUGGUCCAACGGGCUCAAAUAUGACGGGCAGCUACUCCGGCUGGGCUUUGACCUCGCACAACGCCUUCUGCCGGCUUUUUACACGAAAACGGGCAUGCCAUAUCCUCGUGUCAACCUUCGGCAUGGCAUCCCCUUCUAUGUCAACUCUCCACUCCAUGACAAUGUCAGCUUGGAUCCGAACGGAGAUGGGGACUCUGCUGAAAUCACAGAAACGUGUAGCGCAGGUGCCGGGAGCUUGGUGCUCGAAUUCACCGUCCUCAGCCGUCUGACCGGGGACCCGAGGUUCGAACAGGCCGCCAAGAGAGCUUUCUGGUCGGUGUGGGCGAGAAGAAGUAACAUUGGGCUCAUUGGUGCGGGAGUUGAUGCCGAGGCUGGACACUGGAUAGGUGGCUUCGCCGGGAUCGGCGCUGGCUCGGACAGCUUCUUCGAGUAUGCUCUCAAGACGCAUAUUCUUCUUUCGGGGCAUGAGCUCCCGAAUCAAACCAUGCCCAGCCAGAUCCCCUACGGCAGCUGGCUGGAUCCAAACUCUCUAUACGAACCUCUUUCGGACGAGGAGAACUCUCCCGACCAAUUCUUGGACGCCUGGCACAACGCUCAUGCUGCUAUCAAGCGUCACCUUUAUUCUGGUGUACAUCAUCCGCAUUACACUGUGGCGCACGUCAACACUGGCUCGCCGCAGGCAUACUGGAUUGAUAGUUUAGGUGCAUACUAUUCUGGUCUUUUGGCGAUUGCGGGUGAACUCGAUGAAGCCAUCGAGACACACCUACUGUACACCGCCCUAUGGACUCGGUAUUCGGCCCUGCCGGAACGAUGGUCAGUCCGUGACGGCAAUGUCGAAGGCACUCUUGGGUGGUGGCCGGGGCGACCCGAGUUCAUCGAGUCCACGUAUCACAUUUACCGUGCGACCAAAGAUCCGUGGUAUUUAUAUGCCGGCGAAAUGGUGCUGAAAGAUAUCACGAGGCGGUGUUGGACACCGUGCGGCUGGUCCGGCUUGCAAGACGUGCGAACUGGGGUGAAGAAUGAUCGCAUGGAAAGCUUCUUCCUUGGAGAGACGGCGAAGUACAUGUAUCUCCUCUUCGAUCCUGACCACCCACUGAACAAACUGGAUGCCUCGUAUGUCUUCACUACGGAAGGUCACCCGCUCAUCAUCCCCCGUAAGCCAGGACAACGGAAGACGCGCAAGGUCCCUGUUCGGCAGGACGUCCAACCCUACGACGAUGUUAACUUCACUACCACCUGUCCCCUCCCGCCAAAGCUGCCACCGCUAUCUGGGUCUGCUACUGCGGCAAGGCCAGAUCUGUACCACGCGUCAAGCCUGAUCCGCUUACAUCACAUACCCAAUAUCCAUUCUGGCGUGGACCCAGACACAGUUCUGGCCAAUGCGGAUGGCCAGUCAAAACCCGAAGUGAAGUUAAGGUCGAAUCACACACAUUUCCCGUGGACUCUGCCCCUGUCGUUGAUGCCAACUGAUGGGAUGUGUGCAGCACUGCGUCAGCAACACACAUCGACCAUUGAGUUCCCGUCCAACACACAGCAAUCUGUUGGUAGCGCCUUUAAUCUCAUGUUCGGCGGUAACAACAUCAUGCGCAUGGGCAAUGACGGGAUCGCCAUCAACAGCUUGAACGGUCUCAAACUGACCAUGGUAUUGGAAGAGCCUCCAGAUUCCCUUGACAGGGCUUGGAGAAUACAUAGUAUCGGCAACCUGCCGUUGGGUCGAGACGAAAAAGUCUACAUCACCCGCGAUGUCCUCGCGGACAUGAAUGACCCACUAUUUCAUCGCCUCCGGGACGGGGUCCUGGUGGACAUCAUCCUGCAAAUCGAGAUAACACCCGAGAAGGGCGAAGUUAACGCCACGACUUCGGAGAUGGAGCCGCAGCCGGACUCGGUGUCAAGCAUAGGAAUGCAAGAAUCCAACCUUGAGGCCACGGGCCUUUUCAAUUCCUUUCUUCAACACAUCACCUCAGUACUCCGAGAGCCGACUGCCACAUUCGGCCCUGAACCGAUUCCGAAACGGAACUAUCAGUAUGUCGAGAUCCCCGCUAUCACACCGACGGGCCUAGGCGCCGCCCCCCUACCCGACGUCCGCGAGGCCCCCAACCCGAUCUCGGGCAUCCAAAUCGAGUCGCUCACGUGGAAGCGCUUCUACUUCGCCGACGAAUCGUGCUACACAAAGCUACCUGAAGUGGCUGUCAAGGCACACAAUAUCAUCGUGAUGCGACGAGGCGGUUGCUCCUUCUCGGAGAAGCUUUCCACCAUCCCCUCCUUUGCCCCGCACCGCAGCGCGCUCAAGCUCGUCAUUGUUGUUUCAAACGAGAAUGAUGACCCGGAGACUUGGGGGUUUAACGUUAUCCGCCCAUUGCUUGACGAAGUCCAGAAAACCCCAUCAGGCAUUCAACGUCGCCACCCAAUUGCUAUGCUCAUGGUCGGCGGCGGCGACGAGGCGUACGAGGCGCUAAAGAGCACACAGAGUCUGGGGCUGAGAAGGCGGUACCAUGUUGAGAGCCAGGGGUUGACGGUGUCGAAUCUGGUGGUGCUCUAG